This is a messenger RNA of Neodiprion fabricii, 2694 nucleotides long. RefSeq lists its product as uncharacterized. The record is from RefSeq and is a predicted model, not a curated record. NCBI's taxonomy places the organism in Eukaryota, Metazoa, Arthropoda, Insecta, Hymenoptera, Diprionidae. The transcript has 3 exons. Bases 1 to 2694 code for a protein of 897 amino acids.
AUGUGUGGUGCCAUGGACUGUUACGCACAAUUCCACUCUUUGGAGCGUUAUAUUCAACACAUCAAUAUAAACCACACUAGACCUAUAACUCAACUCAACGUAGAGCGAACGAACAACCCUGUAGCUGCAACGGAGCAUCAGCAACUGUCCUCUCAAGAUCCUUCAGAUUCCGAAUUGUUCAUUCAGUGCCCCCAUCCAUCAUGUUCUUAUAAAUGCACUUCCAAAAGUACUCUACGAUCACAUCGGUUCAGAUAUCAUAAAUCAGCCACUCUUCCUGAAACUUCUGCAAAUCCUACUGUAACUACUGAUAAUGAUCUAUCUCAAUACACGCAUCAAGAACCCUGCAGUGGUGCACUUAGUUUUUACUCUCAGGGAAUUGAAGCCCAGGACACUCAAGUUCCAAAUGAUGGCGGCGGUAUUGAAGCUGAUUUCAACUCAGAAGAAAUACUUUUCAAUAAAUUUGUGCACAUUUAUCUUACUUUGACAUCCAAGUUCCAUAUUCCUGAUUCAACUCUUGAUUAUAUCAUCAACGAUUACCAUUUGCUGCUAAAACAUUCAUUGGGAUUAUUAAGUACAAAGUUACUUUCAAAACUUACAUCGUUUGGAAUUGACUGUGAUCCACUGAAGCCUCUGAUAGAAAGUAUUUUUUCCGAAGAUACUUUGAUUCGAUUACAUAGUGCUGAUGGUCCAAUGCGCUCUCGAUAUAUGAGGCGUCAGCAGUAUACGAAAUUAUUUGAGUUUGUGAAUCCCAUAUCGUAUAAUCUAGGUCUGAAUCAAAAUAAUAUACAGAGAAAAUAUCAUUAUGUAUCGAUUGAAAAAACCUUGAAAGCUUUCUUCGAUGAUACAUCAGUUUAUGAACAGUACACUGAAAGGAAGAAUAAGGAAGUGACACGAUCACAUGUGCUAACGGAUAUCGAGGAUGGCUCCCUUUUUCAGACUCAUCCAGUGUUUUCCUCCGAUCCAAGCAGUAUUCAAUUAAUUAUAUACCAAGAUGACAUGGAAAUAGUGAACCCACUAGGAUCUGGAAAAGGUGUUUACAAACUCACCGCUUAUUAUUAUACAUUGGCCAAUCUGCAUCCCUGGAGUCGGUCGUCCGUUGACCCGCUGCAGCUGAUUUUGCUCUGCAGAGAAACUGAUGUGGCCUACUUUGGUUUGCCACGUGUACUGAAACCUCUAAUUGAUGAAUUGAAAAAACUUGAAGACCAUGGUCUUGAAAUACGAGGGCAAAAUUUGAAAGUCAAUAUCCUUGUACUGUUGGGUGAUAAUCUUGGCACUCACACAGUCAGUGGCUUCGUUGAAAACUUUAGUACCGCAAAAUAUUUUUGCAGAUAUUGUGAAGAAAGUCGUGAUGAGUGGUUCUCAAGAAUGAAUCGAGUGAGUGCAGGUAAUUCUAAUAAUCCGCAAUCUGAUGUUGAAAGUGAGGCCAGCAGUAGUGAAAGUGAAAUCAGUUGUUAUACCAGUUCUACAGAGGAAGAAGGUUCUGAAAAUGAUGAAACUCAAAGAGUGCCUCGCCCUGUCGAUUGGCUUGUGAAUCGACCAGAGGGUGUAAAAGGUAUCGUUGCUGACUCUCAAUUCAACAAACUCACACAUUAUCAUGUUGUCGGAGCGACACCACCUUGUCUUCCACAUGAUAUAUUGGAGGGUUUGGGUGCACAUGACGCAAAAUUAGCCGUGACCUAUCUAUCCAAAAAAUACAAAUUCACCAUUGAAUCACUCAAUCGUAAAAUUGCGUCUUUUUCAUUCGUUGGAGACGAGAGUCGUGAUAGACCUUCAAAGAUUGGUGAAAGAAGUAAAACAUUAGGAGGACAAGCAGUGCAAAACUGGGUGCUUAUCAGGUUUUUGCCCAUGCUGAUCGGUGACGCAGUUACAAAUAAGAAAGAUCCUGUGUGGAGGAUGGUUCUUUUGCUCAUAGAAAUCUUGCAAAUGAUUACUUCACCUAAGAUAUCGUCAAAUAUACUGCCCGAUCUUCAUAAUCAAAUUCAACAAUAUCUACAUCUGAGGAAGAUCAAUUUUCCAAGCAUGAAACUGCGACCAAAACAUCAUUUUUUGGAGCAUUAUCCCAAACUCAUCUCAAUUUUCGGACCACUUAUGAGACUCUCUACUCUCAGAUUUGAAUCAAAACAUACAUUUUUCAAACCUGCUGUACGAAGUCAGAAAAAUUUCAAGAAUAUCACAAAAUCCCUUACCUUGUCACAUCAACUGCUGCAAAGUUCUCUCUCAAUCAAUAAUCUGUUCAAUAAUUACCCAGUGUUAAAAGAUGAUUUGCCCUUUCGGCAAUGCGUUCUUGAGGAUGGAGCUUUACAGUGUGUUUUGAAUGCAUUUGGCCAAGAGUUCGCUAACUCCAUGUCGGCCAGUGAAAAGCUAUCCUAUCAUGGCACGGCAUACGAAAAGGGCAAGAUUCUAGUUGCCAACACUAAAGAUCACCCUGUUCUUGAUUUGUGUAAAAUCAUACUAUUUCUUACACGGGGGAAAGCUGUAUACGCUGUCGGCAAGAAAUAUGAGGGCUUACUAGACCCAGACCUUCAAUUAUAUCAGCUGAAAUACACUGGUACUUAUAUUCUUGUAUCUUUGUCUGAGAUCGCAGAUUACGUCCCCUAUUCAAUCUACCGAAGAGGAACGAAUCGUGUGAUUGUGUUGAAACACUUAUUUUUUCUCGGCAAAUCUGAGACUGCAUCAUCUGGAAGGGCUACCUAA